Penaeus chinensis is the source of this 4607-nucleotide messenger RNA. It is a transcript of the gene elg1, whose product is annotated as ATPase family AAA domain-containing protein 5-like. The record is from RefSeq and is a predicted model, not a curated record. Gene Ontology annotation, molecular function: ATP binding; DNA binding; ATP hydrolysis activity. The transcript is spliced from 12 exons. Gene Ontology annotation, cellular component: nucleus. Bases 1 to 3162 code for a protein of 1053 amino acids. Lineage: Eukaryota; Metazoa; Arthropoda; Malacostraca; Decapoda; Penaeidae.
AUGAGUAGAACAAAAAAGAAAACUCUGAGCAAUAAUGUUGUGAAGAAGAUAGCUGAACAGAAUGUAGUACAAGUUAAUAUGGUACAAAUUGAUAAUGAUGUGGUCCUCAUUGACGAAGAGGAAGCUUCACCAGUCAAGCCAGCAAAGAAGAAAAGGCAGAUGCUUCUCAAGCCUCCAACUGCAUCAACUCCCAAGACAAAACUGGUAAAGAAGAAAGCCAUGAGGAGUAAAAAAGGAAAUCAAAAUGCACCAGAGGAAGUCGAGGUUCUGGAAGACACUGUUGGUGAGUCUUCAAGGAGAUCUUCACGGCAAGCAGCAGCAAAUGCAAAAAAAAUGAUAGAAGAACUGCAGGAAAUUGAAGAAGAAGUAAGAGUUGAGAAGACUAAGAAGGCUGAGAAAGAGAAACCUGUAAAAGAAUCCAAGCUUGCUCCAAUAUUUUGUAAGAAGAAGGUUAUAGAACUCUCACCUUCAAAAUUGAAGGCACGACAAGACUUCCUACAGUCUGGUGUCCCUGAUCAGAUCAAGAAGCAAGUGUUGAUUGAGAAGAGUCAGGAGGAAGAAGUCAGUGAGUGGCCACCUUUCCCAGCUGUCAGUCAUGUCCAACAGAAGAGUGAUACUGAUAGUGUAUGGAGUCUUGUCUCUCCCAAUAUUGAGAAGCUGAAAGAAACAAAUGAAAGCGAUUCCUCCUUAGUGCCACUAGGAACAAAAAUCUAUAGCACUGAUAUGAUGUCCAAAUUAAACAAAGAUAAAUCUAGUACAAAAUUGGGAGUGGGUAAUGAUCCAACGCUGGAUGUAGCAAGCAUCAUUGCAAUCCUUCUCAGCCUGAAGAAGGAAAACCCCUACUUUCCGGCACUCUCAGUCUUCAAAUCCUACCUAGACUUGAAGAAGGAAGCGGUAGAUUUGUACAAAAAAGAAUUAGAGAAGGAAGAAUCCAAGAUUAAGGUAAUAGACCUGGAAGAAGAAGAGGAAGAGGCCAAAAGAGGAAAGCGCAAGAGGAGAAGCAAGGGGUCAGCAGGAAGCAAGAGAUCAAGACUAAGUGGAGCAAAGGGGAAAAAGAAGGAAGCUGAGGAAAAAGCUGAAGAUAAAGACACGUCGCUUCCCUUGUGGCAGGAGAGAAUUCCACAUGCAUGGACGCAAGUUUUCACACCCAAACAUACCAAUCAAGUCAUCGGUAAUACAGGUCAUAUCAGGAAAAUGAAGAUGUGGCUACAGGAGUGGAAAAGAAAAUCGGAGAUAUAUGCCAAUAAGGAGAAGAAUGGAAAGAAGAAAAAGACAUUUAGAAAAGACGAUGACUUCCUGAUAUCUGACGAUUCCAGCAGUUUUGGUGACGACGGUUUUGUCAACACGUUUUUGUUGUCAGGACCUCCUGGUAUCGGCAAGACUUCAGCUGUAUAUGCCCUUGCUACAGAGCUUGGUUAUAAGGUGCUGGAGGUGAAUGCAUCCUCAAGACGACAGGGAAGACAGGUCAUGACUCAGCUAGUUGAGGCCACGCAAUCUCACUCGGUGUCUAGCAAAACGUCCCAGCAACCUGCCAACACUUUGACGGCCAUGUUUGCGGCCAAGGCAUCAACUAAUACUAAGCCUUCUCCAAAGAAAGUAAACCUCCAUGAAGAAAGCCAGAACUCCAACAAAGAUUUGGAGAGCAAAAAGAAAGUGGCACUUGUUUUGUUUGAAGAUAUUGAUAUUGUUUUUGAAGAAUGGGAUGAAGGUUUUAUCGCAACAAUAAACAAUUUCAUGGCCACUAGCAAGAGACCAAUUAUCUUGACUGUCAGUGAUUCAUCACCAAAUGUGCUGGCCAAAAUAAAAGGAAAUUAUGAAAAAUUAGACUUUGUAUCCCCGCCAGAGGAUCUUAUAGCGCAUCACCUGCAAUUGGUCUGUCUUGCAAAUGGCCACCAUAUAUGCUUAAAAGAUGUACAAACCCUUGUUCAUGUCAACAAAAGGGAUGUCCGACAGUCAUUACAGGAUCUUCAGCUUUGGUCGAUGUCUGGCUCGUCAUUCCAGAUAUGUGAUUGUCUGGAAAAUAGUCAGAAGGAUGAUUCUGAGACAAACAGUGAGGAAGAGAAGAGUAAAUCUUCUAAAGUUAUGAAAGAUUUAAGUCUUAGUGACAUAUUCCCAGAUGCCGAUCAAUUAGAGACUUCAAACGUAGAAUUAUAUAAGUCUGGCUUGUUGGGGAAAAUCAAAGGAAGUGCAGUGUUUGACAGCAAAGCAGAUCUCCAUUGUGAUAGAAGAAAAAUGACUCUGGAUAAACAGCAGGAGUCCAACGGGAACAUCUGCUGGUCUCAGAUUUCAAGCAACCUCCCCUUACUCCUCCCUCUUCCUCUCACUGAGACAGAGGAGACAAAACCCAAGUAUCCUCUCCAGCCUGAUGAUCCCCUUCUCAAGACCACGCCCCUGUGGCAGAGACACAGUUGGCUUUCAAUUGAUGAGGAUGAAGAAGAGGUGGAACGGCAGCCUGUGACUGAGGAGGAGGAGGAGGAAAAAGUGGAGGUGAAAGAGGAGGAGAAGGAAGUAAGAGAAAAUACUCAAAAAAUUCCUCCCAAUGUACAGAAAUCAUCCAGACAAUGUUUAGAGUCCAUGGCCCGUCUUUAUGACACUAUUGCCCAGCUGGAUGUCCUUGAUUCAUCUCAGUUAGAAACUUAUCCUGGAAAGAGGAUAGAGGAACGCGGAUGGUGGACAAGGCAGCCCACAGCAGGACUUAGUGACGAACAAGAUAACUGUGAUCUUCCCUGGGCGCCUCGUAACCUGACCGAUGAUCUUAUCCAGUUCGUAGGCCAGAGAGCUGUGAAAUAUUGUCAUGAUGAAUUAUCAGCUGCACUAUCCAAAGAUUCAGUAACGGAGUGGCCUCAGUUGUGUCUCAAGAUCCAUAAUGAUAUGAGGAUACCAAGCCUGAUACCACACGAGUCCAAAGCUAACAGCCUCAGGCAAGAACAUCGACAUAUAGCAGCAUCCAUAACUUCAUGCCUGCCAGCCAUUAACUAUCUUAACAAAAAUACAUCCAUGGAUCACUUACCCUGUAUACGAAGCCUCAUUAGAUGUGAUGAGCUUAGUGCUGCAAUAAGUAAAAACAGAAGGGGAAGGCGAUUUUUAAGCAAUGUUGCACACUUAGGCAUAGAUUUAUCAGCUGAGGAAAAAUUAAAAACGGCCAAUGCACUCUUAAGCUAGCCUUGUUUGUAGACUUGGGAGUCUUUUUACACAUUGUAAUUAUAAUUUUUUUACUGUAGCCGUUUAUUCUUUAUUUAUGAAAUAUUUAUGCUUGUAAAUGAAAGUUUAACAAUUCUGAUAAAGUUUUAAAUAUUUUAAGAAAUAUUAAGAGGUUAUUUUAGGUAAAUAUUUACUUUUGUGUCAUUGCAUCUCAUAUUUUUAUAAUCACUGUAUCAUUAUUUUAUGAAGUCGUAUCAUGGAAAAUAGUAAAAUUUUAUAAUAUAUAAUCUGAUAGUUUCUUUGCUAAAACCAGUUCUUAUUUAUAGUAGCCAAAAUAAUUGAAUGAUAUAUCACUAAGUGACCUUGUUAGAUAUCUAUUUUAUACUGUUGAAAAUUCAGGAGUGUCGUAUAUAGUAUAACACUUAUGCAAAAUGAUAACUAAUUUUUUUCACAUAUUUCAAAUGAAAUCUUUACUAAUUUGUUUUCAUUAUUCUGCAGUUCCCUCCUAUAUUUCACAUAUUUUUCAUCUCCUACCAUUCACUAAUCAUAAAUGCCAUUGUUGAUUAGUAAGUCCAUGCUUGCCUCAUACUGCUGAAGUCAAACACUCUCUCUCUCUCUCUCUCUCUCUCAGGAAGGGUAUUUAACGAGGGCAAAGGUGUUUUUAAUCUGAUUAUAGGAGUUUCCAGGCAUAGGCAAGGUCAAUAUCAUCUCCAUGUCCAUAGUUCUCUCAUUUUUCCUUUUCAUUUCAUAUUUUUCUCUGUAUCUCUUGUUAUUUGUUUCAAGGUGAGUUCUUGCUAUCUUACAUCUCUUUCCCCUAUCCUCUAUCUUCCCUUUAUAUAUAUAGAAAACCAGCCUUGUAUAUGUCAAGUGCAUGAGAAAACAAAUUCCUAGCAGACAUUAAUUUUGGACUGUUAUAGCAAAGGUUUGAUUUACUCGUGAGAUAAGGAUCUGGCAAGUAUUUGACAUGCUCAUCUUGGUUUGAGCAGGAUAUGAAUAUAAUACAACUUUAUUUUUCAUUAUUAUUUAUAUGAUUACUUCUAGGAAAUGCAUAUAUAUAUUUUUUUUAGGUCAAUCUGACUGCUUUUCACAUGAAAUUAAUUCUGAACUAGUGUGUUUGUAGCUUUAAGAAAGAAAAUUGCAUUUUCUAGCAACAAUUUCUGUAGGUCCAAUGCCAAAUUGAUUAGUUGAUUUCAUGGGAUGAAUCAAUUAAUUUUUAUAUUUUCAUGCCUUCAGACAUGUCAUAUGUAAAUAACAAUGACAGUUUUCAUUAAAGUGUGCAAUAGUUUGUAAGAUAAUUGUAUGAAUGAGUUCAAAUGUUUUUGUAUGUUUUGAACAUUGUAUUUUAGUGUUUACAGAAAAGUGGCCUUCUUAUUUUUAUUAAGUAAUAUUUGUUUUUACUUUAAAAUACAUAUAUCUUAGGCCAUGGGAAUGUACAAAUUCUUUUAAUAAAUUUCAGAAUUAGAAAA